GGGAGGUAGUUCGCGUUUUGAGCCGCUCGUGCCACCAUAGCUGCGGCUGCCGCUGCUCCUGCCGCGGCGGAGCUGAAAUCGCCGAGCGCGAUGCCCGAGGGCGCUGUGAGCCGGGAGGUCCCGGUGUCCGGGGGCUGGUCAGUGACUGGGCAGACUGGAAGGGCCUUCCGAGGAGGAAGGCAGCGCCGCUGUUGAGACAAGUCCCAAGAACCUGGCUAGGCACUGCUCCCGGAGCUCCCUAGGAUGGCUGUGGAAGGCUCAACCAUCACCAGCCGGAUCAAAAACCUGCUGCGGUCCCCGUCCAUCAAACUUCGCAGGAGUAAGCCGGGGAAUCGGCGCGAGGACCUCAGCUCCAAGGUGACCUUGGAGAAAGUGCUUGGAAUAACAGUGUCUGGAGGCAGAGGCUUGGCCUGUGACCCCCGCUCGGGGUUGGUUGCUUAUCCAGCUGGGUGCGUGGUUGUGCUGUUCAAUCCCAGGAAACAUAAGCAGCACCACAUCCUCAACAGCUCCCGGAAGACCAUCACUGCCCUCGCCUUCUCCCCCGAUGGCAAGUACUUGGUCACUGGUGAGAGCGGGCACAUGCCUGCCGUGCGUGUGUGGGACGUGGCUGAACACAGCCAGGUGGCAGAGCUGCAGGAGCAUAAGUACGGGGUGGCCUGCGUGGCCUUCUCCCCGAGUGCCAAGUACAUCGUCUCCGUGGGCUACCAGCAUGACAUGAUCGUCAAUGUGUGGGCCUGGAAGAAAAACAUUGUGGUGGCCUCCAAUAAGGUGUCCAGCCGGGUUACGGCCGUGUCCUUCUCUGAAGAUUGCAGCUACUUUGUCACUGCAGGCAACCGCCACAUCAAAUUCUGGUACCUCGAUGACAGCAAGACCUCAAAGGUGAAUGCCACGGUGCCGCUGCUGGGCCGCUCGGGGCUGCUGGGGGAGCUGCGCAACAACCUGUUCACGGACGUGGCCUGCGGGCGCGGGAAGAAGGCCGACAGCACCUUCUGCAUCACGUCCUCGGGGCUGCUGUGCGAGUUCAGCGACCGCAGGCUGCUGGACAAGUGGGUGGAGCUGAGAAACACAGACAGCUUCACAACCACUGUGGCCCACUGCAUCUCCGUGAGUCAAGACUACAUCUUCUGCGGCUGCGCCGACGGCACCGUGCGCCUCUUCAACCCCUCCAACCUGCACUUUCUCAGCACCCUGCCCCGGCCGCACGCCCUGGGCACAGACAUUGCCAGUGUCACGGACGCCAGCCGCCUCUUCUCAAGCGUGACCAACGCCAGGUAUCCAGACACCAUCGCCUUGACCUUCGAUCCGACGAAUCAGUGGCUCUCUUGUGUCUACAACGAUCACAGCAUUUAUGUUUGGGAUGUGCGGGACCCCAAGAAAGUGGGCAAGGUGUACUCUGCUCUGUACCACUCCUCCUGCGUGUGGAGUGUGGAGGUUUACCCUGAAGUGAAGGACAGCAACCAGGCCUGCCUGCCCCCCAGCUCCUUCAUCACCUGCUCCUCCGACAACACCAUCCGCCUGUGGAACACAGAGAGCUCUGGCGUCCACGGGUCCACCCUGCACCGAAACAUACUCAGCAAUGACCUCAUUAAGAUCAUCUAUGUGGAUGGAAACACUCAGGCCCUGCUGGACACAGAGCUGCCCGGUGGAGACAAAGCUGACAGUUCCCUGAUGGACCCCCGGGUGGGCAUCCGCUCUGUGUGUAUCAGCCCCAACGGGCAGCACCUCGCCUCAGGAGACCGAGUGGGCACGCUCAGAGUGCACGAGCUACAGUCCUUAAGCGAGAUGCUGAAGGUGGAAGCCCAUGACUCCGAGAUCCUGUGCCUGGAGUAUUCGAAGCCUGACACAGGUCUGAAGCUGUUGGCAUCUGCGAGCCGGGACCGGCUGAUCCAUGUGCUGGAUGCGGGCCGUGAAUACAGUUUGCAGCAGACGCUGGAUGAGCACUCGUCCUCCAUCACAGCUGUCAAGUUUGCAGCAGCCAGCGAUGGGCAAGUGCGCAUGAUCAGCUGCGGGGCUGACAAGAGCAUCUAUUUCCGCACAGCCCAGAAGUCUGGAGAUGGGGUACAGUUUACACGGACACACCACGUGGUGCGGAAGACGACCCUCUACGACAUGGACGUGGAGCCCAGCUGGAAGUACACAGCCAUCGGCUGCCAGGACCGGAAUAUUCGGAUCUUUAACAUCAGCAGUGGGAAGCAGAAGAAGCUGUUCAAGGGCUCCCAGGGGGAGGACGGCACUCUCAUCAAGGUGCAGACAGACCCCUCCGGGAUCUAUAUUGCCACCAGCUGCUCUGACAAGAACCUCUCCAUCUUUGACUUCUCCUCAGGCGAGUGUGUGGCCACCAUGUUCGGCCACUCAGAGAUUGUCACUGGCAUGAAAUUCAGUAAUGACUGCAAACAUCUCAUCUCUGUGUCCGGGGACAGCUGCGUUUUUGUGUGGCGCCUGAGCUCUGAGAUGACCAUCAGUAUGAGGCAGCGCCUGGCUGAGCUGCGCCAGCGGCAGCGAGGGAACAGGCCACAGGGACCCUCCUCUCCCCAAAAGGCUGCCGGACCCAGCUGCCACAAGGCCCCAUCAGUGCUCGUUCCUGUGCCAGCUCUGUCGUCCGACAGUGACAAAGAGGGAGAAGACGAGGGGACUGAAGAAGAGGAGCUCCCAGCUUUGCCCAUCCUUGCCAAAGGCACCAAGAAGGAGCCAGCCCUGGGGCCCAGCUCGGCCCUGCCCCGAAGUCUGUCGCACUGGGAGAUGAGUCGGGACACUGAGGAGUUCCUGGACCCCGCUCCUGCAGCCACCCAAGGACCCCGAAGGAGGGGCCGCUGGGCCCAGCCCGGCGUGGAGCUGAGCGUGCGCUCCAUGCUGGACCUGCGGCAGCUGGACACAAUGGCUCCCCUCAGUCAGGGCCCCGGGAAAGACGCCAUGGCCCCUUCUGCCCUGGGGAAGUCUGGGCCACAGGCGCCUCAGCCUACCCGAGCUGGCCAGACACCCUCACCCAGACACCCCUCCCAUUCCCAGCCCUGCUCCUGCUCCCACAUCAUUCGGCUGCUGUCCCAGGAGGAGGGGGUCUUUGCUCAGGACCUGGAGCCCACGCCUGGCGAGGACAGUAUCGUCUAUCCGGAGCCCAGCGACAGCCCCACACUGGACACCAGUGAGUUCCAGGUGCAGGCCCCGUCCCAAGGGAGCCUGGGAAGAGGCUACGCGGGCGGCCGGGGCUCGGAGAAGCACAGCCCCGACAGCGCCUGCUCUGUGGACUACAGCGGCAGCCGCCUGUCGAGCCCUGAGCACCCCAACGAAGACUCGGAGAGCACGGAGCCCCUGAGUGUGGAUGGCAUUCCCUCAGACCUGGAGGAGCCCGACGAGGAGGAAGAGGAGGGGGGUACUGGCCCUUAUGGGCUGCAGGAGGGGAGCCCCCGGACCCCGGACCAGGAGCAGUUCCUGAAGCAGCACUUUGAGACUCUGGCCAAUGGGGCGGCUCCAGGGGGCCCCGCCAGGGGGCUGGAGCGGACAGAAUCCCGGAGCAUCUCCUCGAGGUUCCUGCUGCAAGCACAGACCCCCCCUCUCAGGGAACCGUCCCCCAACUCCUCCAGCCUGCCCAGACCAGUCCACAUGCCACUGGCUUCCGGAGAGCCGCCGAGAGGCGCUGGUGCCAAUCCUCCGGGAGCACCGCCAGAAGUGGAGCCCUGCCCUGGAAACUGCAGUCCCCAGCAGGCAGCCCCCGUGUUACUGCCACGCCGCCGCCUCAGCCCCGACAGCAGCUGGACCCCCAAGAGAGUGGCCACCGGCAGCCCCUUCGGGGGGCUCCAGAAAGCCCAGUCGGUGCAGAGUCUGGUGCCCCAGGAUGAAGCCCCUCCCCCAGGCCCCUUGUCGUCACGGGAAGUGGCACCCCAGGGCGGCCUGUCCCAGCCCCACUCCUACCAGAACCCCACCACCAGUUCCAAGGCCAAGAUGGCACGCAGCAUCUCCAUGGGGGAGAACCUGAGCCUCGCCUCCGAGCCGCAAGUUCCUGCCCCUGUCCGAGUCUCUCCGCUCAACAAGCUGGCCCUGCCCAGCCGGGCUCACCUGGUCCUGGACAUCCCAAAGCCACUGCCUGAUCGGCCCUCCCUGGCCACCUUCUCACCUGCUGCCCGGGGCCGGGCCGCUGCCGAGGCAGAGCAGAGGCGGGCCUGGGCGGCCGAGGGUGCUGCGCCUAAGCCCAGGACAGAGUGCCAGGCUCAGCCUGCACCCCACAGCCCCCACACGCAGCCCCUGCCCCCCGAGAAAACCAGCAGCCCUGUGGAAAGCACCCAGCCCGGGGCAUCCCUGAGCCAGGACCCAGAAGCAGCGGUGAGCCUGGAACAGUGCCAGCAGCUGGUGGCUGAGCUCCAGGGCAACAUGCGCCAGGCUCUGCGUCUCUACCAUGUGGUGGCUGGCUGCAAGACGCCGUCCGCAGAGCAAAGUCGCAUCACUCAGCUCCUCAGAAGCACCUUCUCAUCCAUGCGGCAGGAGCUCGAGGCCCUGGCAGGGCCGCUGCUGUGCAGUCCGGGCACGAGUCCCGGGGUGGGGGCAGAGCAGACCCAGGCCCUGUUGGAGCAGUACUCGGAGCUGCUGCUAAGGGCCGUGGAGCGGCGCAUGGAGCGCAGACUCUGA
This is a messenger RNA of Sorex fumeus (smoky shrew), 4617 nucleotides long. RefSeq names its product mitogen-activated protein kinase binding protein 1 (gene MAPKBP1). Gene Ontology annotation, molecular function: protein binding. Bases 244 to 4617 code for a protein of 1457 amino acids. NCBI's taxonomy places the organism in Eukaryota, Metazoa, Chordata, Mammalia, Eulipotyphla, Soricidae. The record is from RefSeq and is a predicted model, not a curated record. The transcript is spliced from 32 exons.